Clupea harengus (Atlantic herring) is the source of this 6538-nucleotide messenger RNA. RefSeq names its product apoptotic chromatin condensation inducer 1a (gene acin1a). The transcript is spliced from 18 exons. Gene Ontology annotation, biological process: RNA splicing. Lineage: Eukaryota; Metazoa; Chordata; Actinopteri; Clupeiformes; Clupeidae. Bases 94 to 5646 code for a protein of 1850 amino acids. The record is from RefSeq and is a predicted model, not a curated record. Gene Ontology annotation, cellular component: precatalytic spliceosome; ASAP complex. Gene Ontology annotation, molecular function: RNA binding.
CUCCUCCUUCACCGGAAACAGUAGUUCUCUGACGUCGGGAGGGGGAAGGCGUUGCGGUGACUGGAGCUGGAGAACGGACGAAGGGGAUGCAAGAUGGCGGACCUCGAAGAUGUUACGCUAGACGGGAGACCGCUUCAUUCGCUUCGUGUGGCGGAUCUUAAAGCUGCCUUAGAGGAAAGAGGCCUGUCUAAGAGUGGACAGAAGAAUGCCCUUGUCAAACGAUUAAAGGGGGCUCUGAUGCUGGAGAACCUUCAGAAGACCUCCACGCAUCACAUAGGACUCCAACCAAACUCUCAGAUAGGAGAGGAGAUGAGUCAGAACAGCUUCAUCAAACAGUACCUGGCCAAGCAACAGGAGCUCCUCAGGCAGCGCUUGGAGAGAGAGGCUAGAGAGGCUGCAGAGACAGACGGCGCAGACCAAGAUGACCAAAGGGAGACCAGUGAUGGCUCUGCCUGUCCUGGCCCAAACCAGAGUUUAGACUCUGGCUCCACCUCAACCUUCCCUCUCCUGACGUCUCUCCACCAGGAUGUCGCCCCUGAUUUAGUUGACCAGCACAAAAGUCUGGCUUCUCCGGUGGGCGAGAGCUUUGGGGUCUCGGCAGGCGAGGCAAACGCGGACGGCACCAGGGAGAGGGAAGCGCCGACGGGGCCCCAGUCCUCGUCUGCCCCCGUGCCUCUGCCCACCUCCGUGGCUGCCCUGUCCGUGCGUGUGGUGGGGGGCGACAAAGGCCCAUCCUCCAGCCGCGCUCCCGCAGACAGUGACGAGGAAAGCGAGGGGGGAGAAGACGAGGAGGAAGACGAUGACGACGACUGGGAUGCGAAUGCGCGGCAGAGGAAUCGAGGGGAGCAGCAGCAGCUGCCACCCAGGGCCCAGCUGGCCAGAGAGAGGUCUGGGGGCUCCCGGCAGCCUCCGCAGCACAUUCCCCCGCUGCUGUCGCCCCAGCUGCGCCAGCCCACGCCACCGCCCUCACCUCCCCCAGAGCUCUCCUUCCCCCUGCCAGACACUCCCAAACAGAGCCCCCCCAGUCCCGAAGAAGAGCCUCCGUCCAGGCAGCGCACCAGCAGCACGUCCAGCUCUGGUAGCUCCAGCAGCGGCAGCCGCAGUAGUAGCCCCGAGCCACAGAGCGGCGCCACAGAUCGCCGACCCGGCCCCCUGUCACUGCUUGUGCGCAAGAUGGAGUCCGAGGGAGCCUUCUCAGGAGUUGUCAGACGAGGGCGUGACGAACCCCAGGGGCGGGAAGAUGUUGCAGCGAGUGCCGCCAUGUUUCCUGGCAGAGGUCACCAGGACGGGGCCGUGUCCGCCAUCACUCACACUGCAAAUGCCUCAGCAGCUCUGGGCUAUCCAGGAUCGAUCUCUGUCAUUGGAGGCCCUCACGUUCACAGCCAGGGCCCAGUCAGUGUCGUCCGCACCACUAUGGAAGAAAGGGAUUCACUGAAGCAGGACCACGAGCCCCAGCUUCCUUGGCAGAGGGAAAACGAAGACAGAGGGAGGCAGUGGGAGAGGGAGCAAGAGAGGCUAAAAGCACUCGAGAAGGAGAGAGAGGAGAGGAAAGUUCUGGAACUCGAAAGGGAGAGAGCCAUGGCCCAAGAAAGAGAGGCGAGGGAGAGAGAACAAGCAUUGGAGAGAGAGAGACUGGAAAAAGAGCAAUUGGAGAGGGAGCAAGCUUUAGAAAGAGAGAGAUUGGAGAGGGAGAGACAACAAGCUUUGGAGAGGGAUAGAAUGGAGAGGGAGAGACAACAAGCUUUGGAGAGGGAGAGACAACAGGCUUUGGAGAGGGAUAGAUUGGAGAGGGAGAGACAACAGGCCCUAGAGAAGGAGCGCCUGGAAAGAGAAAGACAAGAGCGAGAACAGGCUUUGGAGAGAGAGCGGCUUGAAAGAGAAAGAAUGGAACAAGAGAGGUUGGAGAGGGAGCGACAGGAGAGGGAGCAAUCUCUGGAGCGCGAGAGGCUUGAAAGAGAAAAGGUUUUAGAGAGAGAGAGGCUGGAGAGAGAGAGGCUGGAGAGAGAGAGGCUGGAGAGGGAGAGACUGGAGAGGGAGAGACUGGAGAGGCUUGAGAGAGAACAACAGGAGAGGGAGAGGUUGGAGAGAGAACGACUGGAGCGGGAGAGACUAGAACAAGAGCGCCAGGAGAAAGAGAGAUUAGAGAGAGAGCAUCUGGAGAGAGCGCGGUUGCAGAGGGAGAGACUUGAGAAAGAACGACAGGAGAAAGAGACGAUGGAAAGAGAGCUAGCCCUGGCGAGAGAAAGAUUGGAGAAGGAACGGCUGGAUAGGGAAAGAAAAGAAAGGGAACAAGCUUUUGAAAGGGAGAGACAGGAGCAAGCUCUGGAACGAGAGAGACUGGAGAAAUUAAAAGCCAUCGAGCGAGAGGAAAAAGAGCGUGUACAGAGAGAACAAGCACGGGAGAGGGAGGAAGAUCUGGAAAGGGAAAGGGCACUUGAGGAGAAGAGGCGGCUCGUGGAGCAAAAAGAGCGUGCUUUAGAGCUCGAGAGAGAGGAGAGGAAGGCUGCCCUGGAGCAAGAGAGGCUGAAAGCAGCUGAGCGAGAGAGGGAGGAGAGGGCAAAAGCCUUGGAGCGAGAGAAGGAGGAGAGGGCAAAAGCCUUGGAGCGAGAGAAGGAGGAGAGGGAAAAAGCCUUGGAGCAAGAGAGGGAGGAGAGGGGGAAAGCCUUGGAGCGAGAGAGGGAGGAGCGGGAAAAGAUGCUAGAGAAGGAGAGGGAGAGCCGUCUGCCUCCUUGGAAACGUGGGCGUGAUAUUGGGGGCUUUUCCCAUUCACCUGCCCCCCAGCUCAGUGCGCCUGGUAAGACUGCUGUGACAGAAGAAAAGGAUGCAGAGAGCAAGGAGCCGUUGGGUCCCUCACAGCACGCCGGAGUCUUUCCGUCAAAAUCCCCCCCAGUCCCUACGCCCCUGUCUCCCCAGUCUUCCUCCAAGAAGUUCCGUUUCCUGAGAGAUGCCCCUGUGCUCUCUCCUCCUCCCUCUGCCACCUCUGUGGUCAAGGCGCCCCGCACCUUUUCAGACAGCCCCUUCCCCCAAGCCCCUUCACCCCUUCACUCCCCGACCAAAGCAGGCCAGGAGGAAGGAGCACCUCUGGGUCUUCAGAUACCCGGCGGGCUGGGCUCCCCUCAGAAGCUACUCAGACAGGGUGUGCUCGUCUCACGAUCCCACGGAUCCAACCGGCAUGAGGGUGAACCCACAGGGACGGCCCCGCGUAUCCAGGUUACGGAGGGGAAAGAGGAGAAGCCCGAAUUGAGAGAUGUUCGUCAAGAAGAGGAGGACAGUAAGCCAGGUCAGGGGAAGCAGUCCACCCAAGCAGUGGAUACCCACAAAGCAAGGGAGGAAAAGAAGACCCCUGCACCGGUUCUACCCCCUUCUCCGCCACCAGAGGAGGCUGAUGCGUCAAGAGAGAAGGGGAAGAAGAAAGAAGAGAAGAGGAGGAGGGACUCCUCUUCAUCCAGCAACUCGGGUUCAUCUGAUUCCGACUCUGGUUCCUCCUCCUCGUCACGCUCUUCAGGCUCAUCCUCACAGGAAAAAAGCCGCUCCUCUUCCGCUUGUAAGAGGUCUGAUGCCCCUCAGAAGGAGUCUACAAAUGAGGCAAAGGCUCACAAGCCUGAGAGCCUGAGUGACACACCGGCCACCCCAGCACGCAAGCGACGGGGACGUGUCCAGGAAGAGGAGAAGACCGUCAGUGAUGAGGACAUGAGCAAGAGCAAGAAGCCCAGUCCAGAAAGAAAACCAGAGGAGAAGAAACCAGAGAAGAGGGAAGAAAAUGAAGGACAGGAGAUGAAGAACAAAGAUGCAAUCAGCGAGGUGAAGGAGCCAAUCAUGGAGGAGCCUGAGAAGGCUCCAGAGACCAGCGAGGAGAGCGCCACACCAAAAGCUUUCGCCACCCGCAGGAUAUCCAUCACUAACAAGCCGUCCCCGGCUGUGGUGAGCGCAGAGACUGAGGCGGAGAAUGCCGCUGGGGCCAAUCGCAAGAGGAGAUGGGGCUCGAGCACAGCCGUCACUGCCAAGAAGCCAUCAAUCAGCAUCACCACAGACUCACUGAAGUCUCUGAUCCCAGAUAUCCGGCCGAGCCUGGGCCAGGAGGCGGUGCUGGACCUGCACCCGGAGGAGACACCUCUGUCUGGGGAAGAGGAGGGAGGAGACCGGGGAGAUCAGGACCUGAAGAUCAGACGCACAGUCACACAGGUGGUUCCCUCUGAGACACAGGAGAAUGGACAGAAGCAGUCAAAGAGGAGUGAGCAGGAGGAUGAAGAUGAGGACGAGGAUGAAGUGGCAGAGGGCAAAGAGCACAUGAGCCAGGAAGAGAAGAUGGACACUUCUUUCCAGGUUGCAAUGGGGACUACGCAGUCUCCCUCACCUGGCCACGAUGCAGACAUGAAGACGGUAAUGCCCAGUGAAACACUUGUCCGCCGUUCCAUAAGCCAGCAGAAGUCUGGAGUGAGCAUCACCAUCGACGACCCAGUCCGCGCUGCAAAGCAGCCCUCCCCACCGCGGAGCAAAGUCUCCAACAUCAUCCACAUCUCCAAUUUGGUGCGGCCGUUCACCCUGGGCCAGCUGAAGGAGCUGCUCCACCGCACUGGCACCGUCCUGGAGGAGAGCUUCUGGAUCGACAAGAUCAAAUCCCACUGCUUCGUCACGUAUGCGAGUGUAGAGGAAGCUGUAGCCACACGCACUGCACUACACGGAGUAAAAUGGCCUCAGAGUAACCCCAAAUUCCUCUCAGUGGACUUCAGUCAACAGGAGGAGCUGGACUUCCACCGUGGCCUCCUUCUGACUGAGAGGGCCGGUGAGGAGGAUCGGGCGGUGGCUGCCGGCGGUCCUGGCGCGGGUGCCGGAGCGGCGGUAGCAGGAGCCCGAGCACGGGGUCCUGUCCCCCCUCCCCUCUUGCCGGAGCGCGACCAGUGGGCAGAGCGCGAGCGGGAGAUGGAGCGGCGGGAGCGGACGCGUGCCGAGCGGGAGUGGGACCGGGACAAGGUGCGUGACUUCAGCCGCCCCGGCGAGGAGAGAGAGGCCGGGGCCCGACGGUCACGUUCCCGUGAGAAGAGGCGCAAGGAGCGCGGCAAGAGCAAGGAGAGGAAGACCGACAAGAAAGAAAAAGCGCCAGAAGAGCCCCCAGCCAAACUGCUGGAUGACCUGUUCUGCAAAACCAAAGCAGCCCCUUGUAUAUACUGGCUCCCCCUCACAGAUGAACACGCUGCUCAGAGAGACGCGGCGCGGGCAGAGCGCAUGAAGGAGCGCGAGAAGAGGAGGAAGGAGAUGGAGCAGGAGGAGGAACAGGGGAAGAAGCAGCAAGAGGUGGAGCGCCGGGACCGGACAAAGCCAGGAGGAGGAGCAGAAGCAACAGUAGUAGCAGCAGCAGCAGCAGCAGGAGGAGGAGGAGGAGGUGGUGGUGAUGGCGGUGAUGCCGUUACUGGCGGUGGUGGCGAGAGAGACAGGGACAGGGACAGAGACAGGGAGCGUGAGAGAGAGCGCGAGCGUGGUAGGGAUAGAGACCGGGAAAGGGACAGAGAGGUAGACAAGCGGAGAGAUGGCUACCGCCGGCCCACCGGGACCAGCGGAGGAGGAGGAGGAGGAGGAGGAGGACGAGGAGGCAGCAGCAGGAGGUCCCGCAGCCGUAGCGGCCCCCCACCUAGAGACAGACGACGCUAAAGGAAAACCAGCCUGUAGCUCCCCCACCUGUCGACGUGCUGACACACCCCGCACCUCCCUCUGAGGACCAACCGAUUCCACUCCACGAGUAAUCACACACGUAUAUAUAUACACACACACACACACACACCCACAUAUAUAUACACACACAGACAACAUUGGGACCAUGCUCUGGAUGGUGCGGUGUCUUUCACUUUCGACUACCAUCUCAGUCUGUCCAGUCUGAGGGCGGGACUCCUAGUGUUCAUUCUACCUUUCAGUGUUUAUUGGCCUUUUGGUGUUAGUGGGGUUGACUUGGAUGCUCGCACCCCCCUAUCCCCCCUAUCCCCCCCACCCCUACCCCUCGUAUGCUAAAUCUCCAUGGCUUCUCAGACACAGUGUUUUAAAGCCCUCUUCCCAUGACCUCUCCCUUCCAUCUCUUCUCGUCUCUGCGGAGUAAUGUGCGCGCAUGCGUGUGCAUACACGUGUUUGCAUAAUUCUUCUCCUUCCUCUUUUCCCGACAGCAGGACGAGCUGUUUGUGUCGCAUCCUCUCGUGUCCCCUGAUGACGCCUCAUGUGGUCCUGGCCCCAAAAAAAGCUUUUGGUGUGUGUCGUCCCCAUUCGCGUCCUCCCUCUCCGACACUCUUUUCACCCUUCUCCUCUCUCUUUGCGCUUCCUUGGACACCCCUCCACCAUUGGCACGGCAUAGAUAAGGGGAAUGAGUUAUUAACUUCUACACACAACUGGUUUUAACAUAUUCAUUUAUUUCGUUUUGUUGUUUUUUUUUUUUAUCCUUAUUUUAUCGUUUUUAGUUUAAAUGCUGAAUUUGUUCUUGGUUUCUUUGUUUUUUAUUUUUGUUUACUCCUGUAAGUGCUGAAUGUACAAAUAAAGGUUAUGUUUAAGAACUGAAAAA